CUUCCCGCCAAAUUUGAGGAUAGAGCAAAGAUGUUUACAUGUCAAUAAACGAAUUUACACAUGUUAUGACAUUAAAAAAAAGUCAUCCAGAUGUUAUUUCUAGACUAUAUUCCAUAGGAUGGAUAUCAUAACGCAAUUAUUCACUCAUACCUGGACAUUAGAGGAAUGGUUAACACUGGUAGACAUUUCCAAAAACUUGUUCCAAGAUACAGAUUCCCUACAGUAUAGAGAUGUUUUGAAAACUACCAUAGUAGCAGACCAGCAGGAAGAGUUUCCAACCAUUCAUUCCUUCAGUCAAGUUUAUCAACAGAGGGAGCUAUUGUUGCAUGUAAUACAGAAAUUAAAGAAGAGAAAUGAAAAGAAUGUAUUAAUUUUUGGAUUUUCUGCGGCAUCAGAUGAUAUUGGAGCUCAGGUGUCACACAUACAUAACUUAGAAUACAGGUAUCCAAACAGCUGUUUUAACAGAUUACAGUAUCCAGUAUGGAGUAAAUUAUUAUCCAGGAUCGGUGAUGUAGUCAUGACAUAUUUGCUAGAGAAUACAUCCAUGUUUCUGCUGGUACACACUUCCUGUUAUGUGCAGUUAACUGGAGUUCCUUUUUAUGACCUUUGGCCAAUGCAACCAGGAAAAUAUUUAAGUAUUCCACAAAAGACUACAAAUACAAAGUCCUUUAAAAGAAAGAAGAAAUAUACUCAAACCACUAGUUCUAAGAAACCAAGGUACAAUGAGAACCAAACAAAUAUCAAUAAUGAGACCAAACCAACUACAAGCAGUCAGAGCCAGGCUAACAGUUGUUCACAGGGCAAUGUCAGCAGAAAACCUGAGACAACACACAAUGAAGACCUGACCAGUAACAGCACUGUUAAGGCUACAAAUACAAAUGACAGAGAAAAGGCAAUUGUUGACAUUUCUCAGGCAAAUGUCAGCAGAAAACCUGAGGCAAAUCACAACGAAGAGCUGAAUAUUAACAGCAGUGUUACCAUUACAAAUACAUACAAAGAGGACCAGGCAAAUAUUAACAGUUGUUCUCAGGCAAAUGUCAGCAGUAAACCCGUAAACAAAAAGGAUCAGGCAGAUAUCAUUAUGGAUGCCCAAACAUGUCAAAAGAAAUGUUUUAUGAAAGCUACUGGUUCAAGUCUAAGCAUUGAGGGCCUUACAGAUAUCCAAGUACACAAUGAUAAAAAUACAAUGAAAAAAAGCAACAAAGAGGAUCCUCAAAAUACUACCACUAAAUUGAAUGUAGCUUUAAACAGUUGUGCAAAACAGAAUAUUAUUGAAGAAAUCAUAGCAAACAUUGAUGAUGAGUUGUCACAGCAAAUUAACAAUAGUAAUCCUCAGGAAUUUACUAGAAAUGAUGAACAGUUAAAUACAUGGAGUAAGACACGAUCAUGUGCCAAUAAAGAAACAAGUGCAAAUGCUUACAGUGAUACAAGUGCUGAGAAAAUUAGUGACAGCAUUCCAAAUCAGGCAUUUACUGUAAUUGUCUCAGGAAAGAUUCAAAAUACAAGGCAAAUGAAUGAUAAAGUUUCUGGAAAUAAUAAAAAGAAAAGAAGAAAGAAAAAGAAGAUAAAAUAUCAAGAAUUUUCACCAUAUGAAUACCACACUUAUAUCAAUAGAAUACAGACAUUGUAUGCCAGUAACCUGAGGGAAAAGUUUACAGACAAUUACAUUUUGAACUCAAUUCCACCAACAGAAGAUGGGGCUGUUACACUGUACAGACACAUAUUAGAACACAAACAUACUAUUAAAGCAUCAAAAGUCACAAUCACAUGGAAGUUUCCAGAAAAUUCUGGGAAUUCUAUUGGUAAUGAUUCUUCCUGUUGUGCAAGUAGCACACACAACAUGACUGAGCUAGUUGCAGACGACAAUAAUGAUAUUGAUGACCACUCAAGUUUUUAUCGAACAACUUAUUCUUAUGACAAAGUGCUUACAAUAUUUAAUGAAAAAGACACUCCUAAAAAUUCAAAGACAUCAUCUGAAAAUAAUCCAGAUUUAACAGUUACUGAAAUAUGUGAUGCAAAUAAGCAGAAAAAGUCUCAGAAUCAUGUUGCUGAUGCAGAUAUUGAGAAUUUAAUUUCAAAUAAUUUACAAAAGCCAAAUACCAAAGAAUUAAAUGCAAUCAGAACUAACUCUGUAUUACCAAUUGACAAUUAUUCUAUUGCUAGUGGAAAUAGAACAGAAAAUUCAGAAUGUUUUCAGGCAAACAAGAUCAUUCCAGAACAUGAAAAAGCCCAAGGCAUUGAAACGAGUGUUAUUGAUGAUACUUUAUCUAAUUCACAAGGUUUCAACACUUACAGUUUUGAGGAUUCCCAAGGGUUUGAAACUAGUGGCAAUGAAGAUUCUCUAACUAUUAUACAGAAGUGUAAAGAAAGCUCAGAUAAUAUUUCUUCUUUUGAUUCCAAGUCAGAUAUACAAGUUAUAGACGGUAACAAGUCAUUAUCUCAAAGCUUUGAUUCUAAAACUUUCAGUGCAGAAUCAGAAAAGAGUGUUAGUAUCUUGUCAAAGGUCAAAACUGAAGGUCAUGGUUGUUUUACAAACAUCAAAAGUAAAAAGUCAGAAUUGUGUUUAGAUAAUGAUUACAUUGACAAACAAUUUUCUAGUACACCAUUAGAGGAUAAUGAAAAUCAGUCAAGUAAACCUAACCUGAGUAAGAUAGACUACGAUGACAACUGUCCACCAAAGUCUAGGGAGUGUAGAAAAUCACUGAAGCGAAAACAUGUGGAUGAUUUGGAAAUUUGUCAUCCCAUAGAUAAAAGACCUCGUUUGUCAUUAGAGGUUUCGUUAGUUCAAGAAUCAAAGGAAAGUUCUAACAAAACAUGUGUUGAAAUGGAAGUAGAGGAAACUGUGGAAGAAGUUAUUGAAAAAAUGAAUGACAGUUCUAAUGAAAUAAGACUUCCUAUCACUGAAGAAGUGGCACCAGAGGAGGAAAGACAGGCAUCCAAAAAUGAUAUUGAAUUAUGCAAAUCAACUGUUUGUGGUGACAAAAUAGCAUCUUCUAAAGGAGGAAAAUGUGAUAUACAUAGCCAAAGAUGGGAAGAAAUCAAAGAUGCACAAUGUAAUACAAUAGAAGUAGAUUUCCUACCUACCUUGUGUCCUCUCUUACAGCAAAUAUUAGCCAAGCAUAGAAAAUGUCCAUACAAGUUUUUAUUGGAUUACUAUUGUCCUGCAGAGAAACCCAAGAAAAAGUGCCAGAUUUAUCGGAGAGGUCAGAAACACAUUGGUGAUGUUAAAUUGAUAAAAACUGAUUCAGUCAGAGAAAAUUUACAUAAAUUUAUACCUCAUAGACAGAUUUACCUGUUUAUAAGACGUAUCUGUUUGUUUGUGAUACCUGAAGAUGUAUGGGGUAGCAGGAGGAACAGAAAUUUAUUCACUAAAAAUAUACAAAAGUUAAUAUCAUCCAACAAGUAUGAUAAACUAUGUAUAGGACAGAUGAUGUCAGGAAUAAAGGUUUCUUCUAUUUCCUGGUUGAGAACUGUAAAAUCUAAUUCUGUUAGACAACAUAUAAUGGUUAAAGUAUGGCACUGGAUCAUUGAAGAGUUUGUUCUGGAUGUAAUCAAGACUUUUUUCUAUGUAACAGACACGACCCAGCAUGUAAAUCGUUUGUUUUACUAUAGAAAAAGGACCUGGCAGUGGCUUCAUGUUAAAGCUUUAUCAGAUUUAAAGAAGAGGAAUAUUAUUAAACUUAUUACAGAGGAUAGCGCUAAACAGCUGAUAAUAGAGAGACAGUCACUUGGUGUCGCCACCUUACGUUUCUUUCCAAAGUCUAAAGGACUUCGACCGAUAAUUAAUUUAGGAAGGCAACAGACACUGUUUGGAAUACCAGGUCUUCCUAUCAAUAAACAGCUGCUGAACUUGCUUCAAGUUUUAUCAUUGAUAAAGAAAAUGCAUCCUCAUGUAGUUGGUGCUGCCAAGUUUGGACAAGAUGAAGUUUAUAGGACAUGGAAAUCCUUUGCCGUUAAACAGAGUCUUCCAUUAUACUUUGUGAAAACAGACAUCAGUAGCUGUUAUGACGAAAUAUUACAACAAAAACUUUUCUGUAUUGUCAAGAAUAUUUUCAAUAAUCCUGAGAUAGUGGAGGAUGAUUUUAUCAUAAGAAGAUAUGUGAAGAUAGUAAAUGAAGGGGGAGUAAUUAAGAGGAAGUUUGUAAGAAAGGCUUUCCAGUUAGGUGACUAUAGGUCAGACUUUGUGAAGUUCCUCCGACAUCAGAAUCAAGAGGACAACUCACAUAACAUUGUCUUUGUUGACCAGGUUGUGACCCAGCAAGAAACAAGAGAAUGCUUACUGAGACAACUACAUUGUCAUAUCUUCCAUAAUAUCAUUAAGAUUGGGAAGACAUACUAUAAGCAAAGUAAAGGAAUCAGUCAAGGAUCAGUAAUAUCAACCCUUCUGUGUAACAUGUACUACGGUGAGAUGGAGAGACAGUUUCCUAUCUAUGAAGGGGAGGUAAUGAUGAGGAUCGUGGACGAUGCAUUGUUUGUUACUCCAUCAAAGGAAAGAGCUUUCAAUUAUUACCACAAAAUGAUAGAUGGAAUAACAGAUUUUAACUUUUCAAUCAACAAAAGUAAAGUCCAAACAAAUUUCAAUGUUUCUGAGUUCACAGAUGGGAUAACAGUACUGAAAAAUACAGAAUGGCUGUCUUGGUGUGGCAUUUUGUUAAAUAUGAGAACAUUAGAAACUUCACUUAAUCUGUCUUUCUACUUUAGUUCUUAUCUUGUGGAUUCAAUGACUUUUGAUACAUCAUACAGAGCAGGUGUCACAAUGAAAAGAAAGUUAUUCAGAUCUAUUAGAUUGAAAUGUCAUCCAUUGUACAUUGACAGUCAGUUGAAUUCCAUAAAUGUAGUGAUAGUAAAUAUCUACAAGAUACUGUUGCUGUCAGCCUACAAGUUUACACAGUACACAAAACAUUUAGCAAAGAAGGAUAACCAUUGUUUCUUAGAAGGUGUAAUUACAGAACUGGGGCAUUACUUUUAUUCGGUAUACUAUUCUGCAGUAAAACAUAAGAUACAUGGUAAAAAUGGAGUUAUUUUAAGUCCUGGGCAUAUUCAGUGGCUUUGUGUACAUGCGUACAUGGUAAAGUUGAACCAGCACAGAAGCCUGUAUAAACCAUUGGUGUCUUGCCUUCAGAGGUGUAAAGUCCAACUAAAUAAAAAAAUGAAAGAGAAUUUCCUCUCUCCAGAACAUUUAAGAGAUAUCUGUGGCUGUGAACUACCAAAGGAAUUUUUAAGAAUAAGAUGACAUUUUAUUAAAUUGAACAGAGAUGCAUGUGUGCUCCAUAAAUUUAAGUAAUACACACAUUUGUGAACUAUCCAUU
Messenger RNA from Mytilus trossulus (common blue mussel), 5309 nucleotides. RefSeq names its product telomerase reverse transcriptase-like. Gene Ontology annotation, molecular function: telomeric repeat DNA binding; telomerase RNA binding. Gene Ontology annotation, cellular component: telomerase catalytic core complex. Gene Ontology annotation, biological process: telomere maintenance via telomerase. The transcript has 32 exons. The record is from RefSeq and is a predicted model, not a curated record. Lineage: Eukaryota; Metazoa; Mollusca; Bivalvia; Mytilida; Mytilidae. The coding region runs from base 119 to 5233 and encodes 1704 amino acids.